UCACCACCAACAUUCCCGGUACUCCUAACUUUAUUUACACCAGGUGCCAUUUGGAAAUUACCAGACUGCCAUCAUCAGUGUCCAUUCCAUACACGUUUCAUAGCUUAAAACGAUGGAUACUUCUAGACCUGUAAAUGUUAAUGAGGCUGCACCGAAAUUGAAAAGCAGCAGUAAAGAGGUGGAUGAGAAUAUUGCACGGACUGGACCUGUGACAAGAAAAAAGACAGAGAUUAUUACGACGAACGAUGGGAACCGGAUUUUAUGCAUUGCAGACGUUCGAGGUGAACUGAGCCUAAUCAAUACACUCGCAAAAGAGGCACGAGCUGAUGUCGUUAUCCAUACUGGCGACUUUGGCUUUUUUGACGAUGCGUCGUUACCCACCAUUUCUGAACGAACGCUUCGUCACAUUGUUCAGUUUUCACCUUUGAUCAAACACUUACCUCGCACAAAAAACUUUGAUUACUACCCUUCUAAUCCUAUCAACACUUUGCGGAACAGCAUUGCUACCUACGGACAACCUCUCUUGUCUGAGCUUCCUCGCUUCCUUUCCGGCGAGCUCUCUUUUGAUGUGCCUGUGUAUAUCGUCUGGGGUGCUUGCGAAGAUGUGCAGGUGAUUGAAAAGUUUCGAUCCGGAAAGUAUUCCAUUCCUAACCUUCAUAUCGUUGACGAAGUGAACUCACAUCUUUUACAUGUGGGAGGCAUGAAAGUCCGUUUGUUUGGCUUGGGUGGACCUUAUGUUCCUUUCAAGCUUUUUGACAAUGGUGAAGGUAAGGGCACGAUUGCUGGUGCCCAGGGAAACAUGUGGACGACAGUGCUGCAAAUUGGUGAGCUGCUGGAGACCGCAAAGAGUGUUAUGGAUCGCGAAGAAACGAAAAUCCUAAUUACGCACCACCCCGUUGGACGCGAAGGCGUCCUUUCGCAGUUGGCAAACGCCUGUCAGGCUGAUAUCACUAUAUCCGCCGGCUUGCAUUUCCGCUACUGUGCUAGUUAUAAUGAGUUUUGUGUCAACAACAACCAGGAACACUACAUUCAAAAGCUGUCCGCUGCUCGUAGUCAAUUCCUUGACUUGUGGGAAACCGUCAAGCUUGAGGUUGAUCAAGUUGUUACACCCGCACAACGUCAACUUAUCAGCGGCGUUGUUCGUAUGGUUUCUCGGAUGCCUGAAGCUUUGAACGGCUUCGUGCCGAGUUACGUCUCUCCCGGGCUUUCUUUCAAAAACCUUUGGAACUUUAACCUCGUGGAUGCUACGCUCGGUUGGAUGGUGCUUGAAAUCAAAAACGGACACGUUCAGAUGGAGAGCAAGUCGCACGGAUUCAACUUCGGUUACCGGCGUUCUUCGUACCGUCGCCCAGACGGUGCUAAUGCUGCUCCUAUUGCCAAUGUCACCAAGCCUGCUACCUCUCAAGCUACCCCAGUGCAGGCUACCAAAGAGGAACAACCCGAAGACUCAACAGCCGUUGAGAGCGCGACCUCUGAGGAGAAGACAACAACAUCCGUCGAUCAGGGAACUGCGAAAGCGGAAACGGGUGCAGCUGUUGAAGGCGUAAAGGCGGAACAGCAGACGACGACGACCGAAGGCGAUGCCGAAACUGCUGCAGCACCUUCCCAUGCCGAGGAAAAAUACGAGGAGCAAAAAGAACCCACUACUGCUUCCACUACUGAACACAAACCACCUGUGCAGCAGCAGCAACAACAGCAACAACAAACUACCACGAGAACGGGAUCGCGCUCGUAUGGCGGUGAGCAGGAGCAACGGUUUGGCUUCCAUAUUGCUCCGUGCACAUCAGAGGAGCAAGUCCGUUCCAUGUUUACCGAGGGCUCUGACAGCCUCAUUACCCAUAUCCAAAUCCGUACGUCCAUGAACCGCUACAAGCAGCAGCACCUCCAGGGCUCCUCUGCCCCUGCCUCGUUAUAUGCAUAUGUGUACGUGGAGAACCAAGAGGCUGUGAAUAAGGCCCUGCCUAAAUUGAAGACUCCCGAGGGAGUCCGCGCUAACGUAUUGCGCGACGAACCCUAUUACCGUCAAGGAAAGCCCUGGUACCGCAAUAACCGUCUCGAUUCCCGUGGCGGUUUUCGUGGUACUCGUGGACGAGGCAGAGGAGGUCGUUAUGGCGGCCGUUCUCUUCCUCCUUCAAGCGGCAGAAUGGGUCCCGACAAUGGCAAUUACUCUGCCAAGUCUGAGGAGUCUCACUCCCAGCAGCCCUCUAAUGAAAUCACUCAUGAUGAUUCCCAACCUUCGUUUUCGUCAUCAAAAACCGCUCAUGCCUAAGUUCCUUUAAGCAAUUAUACUGUUUAAUAAAAUCAUGUCCGAAUGCAAACAAAUGUCGUGCCGUUUGGGGAUACAAGUCGGCAGCAAGGGCUGGGCGAAAUAUUUCUGCGCUUACUGCGCCCUCCGUUACCGGAAAUCGCAUUUCAUUCUCUGCAUCGUCUCGUCAUUUGUUCAUCUUAAUGUUCUUAUUCCUACUCUCUCUC
Molecule: messenger RNA, 2472 nt
Organism: Schizosaccharomyces japonicus yFS275
Lineage: Eukaryota; Fungi; Ascomycota; Schizosaccharomycetes; Schizosaccharomycetales; Schizosaccharomycetaceae
Product: fungal protein
Exons: 4
Coding region: 113-2269 (718 amino acids)
Source: RefSeq, a predicted model, not a curated record